GAGCUGAACUCAUACUUCAAUUUCUCUCGAUCGAAAAGCAAAGAGCAGGAAGCGACGACAGAGUGACCUUGUCGAAAUAUUUUGGUGAUCCAUUCAAAAUCUUUCUGUAACAGCUUUCUGUUUCGAUUCUGUAUUUCUGGCUGCUGUCUAUUGAUUUCUCCAUUAAGUGAAAGGAAAUAUCUGAUUAACUCAUUGCCAACUUCAACCAUUUCAAUAAAAUUCCGUUAGUAGUAAUAUAUAUGCGGAAAACAGAUGACGGGAAGUCAAAAAGGUCAAAGUACGUAAUAUUUACUGAAGCUCUGAAUAAAUCCGAAGGGAGUCGGGUUGCGAAACCUCAUUUAACGGGGUAUCCGUGUAGCAGUAUUCCAUCUCAGUUACCAUCAUCUCAUUCCUUCCGUGAUAAAGAUGAUAACCCAUUUAAAAUACUAUCUCGUAAUAAUAAUAAACACUUGAAACGAAUUGACAAAACUAUAGCUGGUGAUACCGUUUCCGAAUCAUUGGGAGAAAAUAGCGAAUGCUCUAUAAAGAAUAAAUGCAUCACCUCUGGAAAUUCUGGGAAAAGGAAACCAAAGAAAGUCCCAAAUGGUAAUUCAGUAACCUCAAGGUCCUCCUUCAGCAGUAUCAAGUCCAGUACUCCAUUUAUUAGAAGAUUGGAGGAAUUUAUAAUUACGGAUAAUGAGCUAGAAACCUCAACCCCUUUAAGACGUGUGAAAGCUCUUUCCGAAAAACAUAUCGAAAAGAUAGGCAAACCAAAUGAAGUGAAUAAAACCAGGCGACCUACUCGUCUUAAACGAUCUAUUUUGAAUGAGCGUGACUUCCGCAAGGCUCAACGAAGUCAGUCACUUCCAGCCCCGGUAAAAAUUCCUUUCGGAACAACUGAGUCUACCGAUAUGACGAAAAUCACAGAGUUCUGUACUCCCGUCCGUUUUAAUGAUAAUUCCCUAAAAGAAUCCACACCAUCGGAGGUUGAAAAUCAUCUUGUUAGUGAGUUGAUUUCACGAUUGGCUACUUUCCAAGACAGAGCUUAUGUGAUCUAUGCUAAUAGCCCCUUUCAUCGCAAGCGAACAAGGCGUCUUGUUUGUGGUUUUCAUGAAGUAAUCAAACAUUUAAAGUUGAAACACAUGCGAAUUAUCUUUGUGGCUCGUGAUCUAGAGGGAAAUGCUACUAGCCUAUGGCAAGAUAAAAUUAGAUAUGAUGAAAAGGAAGCUGGAACCAAGGUAGUUUUCAGUGCGUUGGAAGAAAUACUUUGCCAGAUUUGGAAACUUGCAGAAGAAUAUGAUCCACCAGUACCGAUAAUCAUUACUCAUACAAGAAGAAAAUUAGCACAUUUAUGUCAUAAACCAAGAGCAGUAUCUGUUGUAGGAAUUAUAAACGCGGAUGGUGCAUAUGAAAUUGAAAGAAAGCUGUUAGAUAUGAAGUCUGGAGUUAAUUUAAGGUAUACAGAAAGUUUGGCGAAUGUAGAAGCAAACGCAGCAAAUAAGCUUAUUGCGGGAAACCCAAAUACUAAUAUUAUCGAUUCCAACCUCGUGGAUUUAUUUUUUUUUCAGGAAACAUUGUUAAAUCCCAUUGGAUCCAUCAAAAUUGAGUGAAAGUUGCUUUAGGUUGAAAUCAAAUAUCGAUAUAUCCUAUCAUUACUGAUAACUGUGAUAAAUCGUCUUUCAUAUUCUACUUGUGUAACAUUGUUGAUUAAUCUUUUAUUUCUUGAAAAUACAUUGUAAACAAUUCUUGCAAUUCGA
Molecule: messenger RNA, 1736 nt
Organism: Schistosoma turkestanicum
Lineage: Eukaryota; Metazoa; Platyhelminthes; Trematoda; Strigeidida; Schistosomatidae
Source: the annotation of a GenBank genome assembly